CUUGGUCAUAGUGGGUUGCUGUUUACUGAUUUAUUCAGUGAAGUAAGUAAUACUAGUUCUGGAGAGAGGUUAUUGAGGGGUUGAAGAUAUCAUUGUGAAGGAUUCCUUUAUAGAUAGGAUGGAAGUAUAUAUCAUGUGGCGCAUCUUCACAUUGCUCCAAGCUGUAAAGAUGACGGCGAAGUUCCGAUAGAUGAGUAUGAAGAAGGCUAAGGAAAUGACGAAUAUAUUGCAUGAGAGUUGAUGUCGUGAUUUUGGGCAGAAAUGGAAGAGAAGAGCAGUAAAGCAAUAUAUGAAUACGAGCACCAUCCUACCUUCCUGACAAACUAGAUGACUCCCUGUGUCCAUCAGCCUCCUCACUGAUUCCAGGAAUGGCCAUUGACUCGUUAAACUCAUCCGCCAUGACCAAUGCAGCUUGUCCUCAAAUUCCUAACGCCCCAGUUCGCAUCUUGGCUUCAGGAAAGUGCACCUUCAUUCUUACAGCAGGCCGACUUAAAUUCUAUUGUCCGUGCGACAAAGGGACAUUUCAUCUAAGUUCGGUCGAUCCUGACGAGAAGUGUGAGCGGUGCGAACACACUCUCAAUUAUCAUGAAGAUGCUGUGUCGUCCGCAGUCCCUCAAAAUACCGAGCAAGUGAUUCCAGAUGAAGACAGAAAUGAGACCCAAUAUGGCUGGAUAGAGGAUGAUCCGUAUAUAUGCCCUAGACAGGACACGGUGACUGAGCUAAUAAAGCUCAUCGAUGCCUAUCCCGUUAUCCUCGUUAGAGGAACUCCUGCCAGCGGGAAAACAACGUUAGCACGAUUACUUCGAAGUCGUUUGCAGGAACAAGGACACAUUGUCCCAUUCUUUUACACUUGGAAGCAAGACCUUAUCAAACUCGACCCAGAGCUAUGGGUGGCACUUGCUAAGGCGUUCAAACAACGUCUUCCACGGAGUCAGAUCCCAAACCUCAUGAACGAUGAGGUCGUUAUGAUUGUGGAUGAGGCCCAAGGGUCAUACGAUGAUGAUUACCUGUGGAACCAUAUAAUAAAGUUAUUGAUAGACAAGCCUCGCAGAUAUAAACUACGCAUUUGUCUCUUCUGCUACUUUGGAAGUCCAUCAACGGGUGUGGAACCACCUCAGGGUCUCCAUUAUAGUCCAGCCAUUAUACCCGAAAGACAAAGCAUAACACUCACGCCCCAAUCGUGUAGUGAAUCACCGAAAAUUGGCCUCUUCUAUACUGAGUCAGAGUUCGAUGAUGUCCUUUGCCGAAUUUUCCGAUACGAUUUCCCCAACUGGAGAGUUACCAUUGAUGAUGAAGCUAAGAAAUAUCUGUUCUUUCUCACUUACGAAUGGGCACCCCGGAGGCGUAGCGGCGAUGAUACGACCUACUGCGCCGACAUGAAACAUGACAGGAUGUUUGUGAUAACCCGGCAGCAUGUCCUCAACAUCCUCGACGGUGAUGAGGAAUAUGCCUUUGCCUUCGUCCUGAGAUGCGGCGUGUCUCGCUCUUUCACUAAACGAAUAGACCUCAAAGAUCCAGUUCGCGAAAUACUCUGCGAGAUUACAGAGAAGGGGAAUAUCAAUUGGGAACAGAGACCAGGGUUGGAGGAAUGCUAUGAAAGAGGCUGGAUCCACAGGAUGCAUACGGGUCCAGAAGGGAACUCAGACCAAUAUGAAAUUGCUGUCCUGCCGUCCCGCCUGCAUGAGAAAUGGCUUCAGUACCUCAUUAGCCAAGACAAAAGAGCCUUACCGCCGCGCUUCACCAACUUGACUCAGCUGUGUAUGGAAAUUCUACAUGAGUUUUCAAGUAUGAACCUGAAGCCUCCUACCACCGACAGGAGAUUAUCCACCGCAGCACAACCUAGACCCGUUGAAACGCAAUACCAAGAUGAGUUCUACAGGGCGUUUUGCAAAGUAGCUGGCCGAGGGGUGCCAAUUUCCACGGAAUGGGCUAGGACGGCAUCCGGAAGAGCUGACUUUUUCAUACCAGAGAAGAAGUGGGCAGUGGAACUGGUGAGAAAUCAUGAUAGAAUUGAUGAUCAUGUGAAGAGGUUUCAGAAGGGAGGACAGUACUUUGAAUGGUUGCAGAAGAAAGCCGUUGAAGAUUGGAUUGUCAUCAAUUGCGCUACCAGUGUACCAAAUUCAGAUUAUGAAGAAUGUCGACUUUUCCACGCUGUCUUUUUCAAUGACUUCACGGAGGUACAGAUUCUCGAUCACAAAAGGCAGCCCUUGAGCGAUGUUGUCUGUCUAACGAAGUGA
Molecule: messenger RNA, 2237 nt
Organism: Aspergillus vadensis CBS 113365
Lineage: Eukaryota; Fungi; Ascomycota; Eurotiomycetes; Eurotiales; Aspergillaceae
Product: ATP-binding protein
Exons: 7
Coding region: 369-2237 (622 amino acids)
Source: RefSeq, a predicted model, not a curated record